This is a messenger RNA of Epinephelus fuscoguttatus (brown-marbled grouper), 5988 nucleotides long. It is a transcript of the gene flvcr1, whose product is annotated as FLVCR heme transporter 1. The transcript is spliced from 10 exons. Gene Ontology annotation, biological process: erythrocyte differentiation; transmembrane transport; mitochondrial transport. Gene Ontology annotation, cellular component: mitochondrion; membrane. Gene Ontology annotation, molecular function: heme transmembrane transporter activity; heme binding. The coding region runs from base 313 to 1995 and encodes 560 amino acids. NCBI's taxonomy places the organism in Eukaryota, Metazoa, Chordata, Actinopteri, Perciformes, Serranidae. The record is from RefSeq and is a predicted model, not a curated record.
ACCGGAGAGACGCACAAGUCGUGUAGGCGGGCAGCAUGCUGGUAGAGAGAGGCCGGGGUGGAGGUAGAAUAUCCGGAUGUUUUAAAUAAGUAAACAUUUGUCGUGUUAGAGGAGGUUAUUUUACUUUGUAUCCAGUCUCAGUGAGGGUGAUGUUAUAGCAUUUGAUGUGGUUUAAAGCGUCGUAGCAGUAGUGACAAGCAACCCGAAUGAGGAAACCACUCUGUUUCGCGUGUCCUCGCUUCCUGUCUCGCUCCUAGGUGUGAAUUCGGCUCAGCAGCGGGGGAAAAGGACAGAAAACAUCGCACAGACAUCAUGGUUGCCGGCGAGCUCGUGCAGGAGCAUCUGCGCGCGGACACUGGCGCACCUGACGACAUCACGGUCGCCAGGAAGACUCCCGAGCUGGACGGAGCAGCCGAGAGAUGCGCGGAUCCGGCAGAGGAAGCGGCGCUGACGGGCGGGGCAGGGGGCACAGACUCUAAUCGGGCGCUGGAGCAGGAGCAGGAGCAGGAGAAGGAGGCGCAGCCGGAUGAGAGAGAGGCGAUGCUGCCCAACGGAGGAGGCGGAGGAGGAGAGGCGGGGGAGAAGGAAGGGAAGACGCUAGAGACGAGACUGUAUUGGCGCCGGUUCGCCGUACUGACAGUCUUCAGCUUGUACUCUCUGGUGAAUGCCUUCCAGUGGAUCCAGUACAGCAUCAUCACCAACGUGUUCACCCAGUACUACGGGGUGACUAACGACAAGGUGGACUGGCUCUCCAUCGUCUACAUGGUCGCCUACGUGCCGCUCAUCUUCCCGGCCACUUGGCUGCUGGACCGGAAAGGCUUGCGGCUCACGGCCCUGUUGGGAGCCGGCCUCAACUGCGCCGGCGCCUGGCUCAAGUGCGCCAGCGUGAGCCCCGAGCUGUUCGGAGUCACCGUCAUCGCGCAGGUCAUCUGCUCCGUGGCGCAGGUGUUCAUCCUCGGCCUGCCGUCCCGCGUCGCCUCGGUGUGGUUCGGACCCCGGGAGGUUUCCACCGCGUGUGCCACGGCAGUGCUGGGGAACCAGUUGGGAACAGCCAUAGGUUUCCUGUUGCCUCCAGUUUUGGUUCCCACCACGCCUGACAACAUUGAGCUGACAGGUCACAACAUCAGCAUCAUGUUCUACGGCACCGCCACUGUCUCCACGGUCCUCUUCCUCCUAACGGUUAUAGUCAUAAAGGACCGGCCUCCUCUCCCUCCCAGCCACGCCCAGGCUGUCCUCCCAGACUCUCCUCCUGAAGAUUACUCCUACAAACAGUCCAUCUUGAACCUAAUAAAGAAUAAAGCAUUUGUGCUCUUGCUCAUCAGCUACGGUAUAAUGACUGGUUGCUUCUACUCUGUCUCAACACUUCUCAACCAGAUGAUCAUGGCCUGCUACGAGAACCAGGAGUUGAAUGCUGGGAGAAUUGGUUUGACUCUGGUUGUUGCUGGAAUGGUCGGCUCCAUCCUCUGUGGUCUGUGGCUGGACUACACAAAGACAUACAAGAUGACGACUCUGAUCGUGUACAUCUUGUCGUUUCUGGGCAUGAUAGUCUUCACUUUCACUCUGAACCUCGACAACAUCCAACUGGUCUUCUUCACUGCUGGAGCUCUGGGAUUCUUCAUGACGGGUUACCUGCCUCUGGGCUUUGAGUUUGGAGUGGAGAUCACCUACCCAGAGUCUGAAGGAACGUCGUCAGGACUCCUGAAUGCUUUUGCUCAGAUAUUUGGGAUCAUUUUCACUCUGAUUCAGGGCAAACUGACCACAGACUUCAAUCCACUGGCUGGAAAUCUCUUCCUCUGCGCCUGGAUCUUCCUGGGAAUUCUGCUUACUGCCUUAAUUGAGUCAGAACUGAAACGACACAAUGUCAACAUUGGAGCUGACAGCAACCACCUGCAAGCACUUCCUACUGAGUGUCCUGGGGACUUCCCUUCAGAAAAGAAAAGCAACGGAUUCAAGCUGGAGCCCUCCCUCAGCUUCUCCCGUGAAACCUCACUGUGACCCUGCCAAGUCACUGCAUCGCAGGACAACUAAAAAGGUCUCCCUGCUACCCUGGGAUACUUGCUGGCACAGCUCUCUAUGUGAACCACCUAAAGGUGCACUUGAUUUUUUGUUGCCAAGCUCCUAGAUAAUUGGAAAGACGGAGGCUCUGGAUGUGAUGCCAAGUCUAGUCAAGCACAGCCACAAUCUACAGUGGAUUCAAGACAGGCAGGCGACCAACAAGUCACAGAGGGGCAGCAGGUCACCCCCAAAGCUGUUUGACCUUGUUAAAGCUCCCCUGCAGUAAGAUCCAGGUCCCAAACACUUGCAUAGAAGAUUACCUCCAAUUUACAGAACUUGUGGAAACAUUGUGGAUUGGUUAAAAAAAAAGUAUGCAAGCAAUGUCAUGCAGAAAAAGCUCCAGUGCACUUUAUUACUACUGCCCUCAUUGUGGGUGAAGCAUGAUGCUCCCAGUUUGGUUACUGUAUGUAAAUCCAGUUUUACUGGAAAACAGGCUGGUAAAACACGCUUCCGAUUCCUAGAUCACCAUCGAAGCUUUGCUGUAGUUGAAACAAAAUUCUCCUGUGAUCUUGAACAAUCACGACAGUUUUCGGAGUCUCCAGGUGUCUGUGUGGCAGAACCAGAGAGCCAAUCUGUUUGGUUUUGUACUGCGGCCACAGCACGGGGCCAGCGUCUCCUGAGUUUACUUGAAAUAUCCUUUCAUGCUCUGAACUGAAGUUGGAAAACUCACUGUAAAUGUUGUUCAUAUUGCUCCAUUUGAUUCCUUCACUACAUACGGCAGUAGUAGCUACAAAAGAGGAACACAUCUGAAAUCUGGUUUGAAGUUGCUUCGGUUGAGGAUAGUCGUCAUCAAUCCUGUUUAUUUUUCUGCAGUUUUGCAUGUAUAUAAGACAGGCCAAGAAGCAGCUGCAAAUAGUUUUGUGUGGUUUGUUUUAGUCUGCAUAAUAAUGGGCUGACUUACAGUCAUACCAUUAAUGACAAACAAAAAUGGUAUGACUUUAAGUCCCAGGAGGUCUAGGCAGUAACUGGAAUCUUCACAGGAUUUUAUUAGCAGCUUUUCUUUGUGACACAGGUUUAUUUAUGAAUGUUGUCCUGCAUAGGUGGAGAUAAAUUAUUCCGUUGUGGCUGAAUGCGCUUAUCUGGUACAAGAAAAAAAAAAAUAGUACACUAGGGAUGGCAAGUCAUUCCAUUCAUGACAAAUGACUGAUGCAAAAGAGAAAAAAGUUCAGAGGACUUGUGCUUUGCUUUCAGAUUCCAGGGGUGCAUCCCUCAGUGUUUUCUCUUGUUUCCUUCCCUUAAGUGACCACCACAAAGGGACAAAGGGAGCAGAUGGACGGGGAAGACAAGUACAGGCAAUUUAGAAGUGUCCAUUUGCUUUUAAGGUGCAAACUGACACUAAGAAUAAAAACACUGUGCUUUUAAAGAAGAUUAUGACGUCAGAGAAAUCACUGAGAAAUCUGCUGUAGUAAAACAGAUGUAUGUAUUCUAUACAGAAGCUUGUACAGUGGCUUGUACAAUGGCUUCCCUGACAACUCAACAGUGCUGCAGUGUUACCUACACAAACCACAGUGGACCAAACAGAAUGUGAAUAUGUUCUGUGCACAAAAAGAAACACACGCACAACGUCAAGUUUUUAUACUCUAAGGCAUGAUUUCAGAUGUGUUUUUAAUGUUGACGUGUCCAUUGUUACUCUCUGCGCAUCACAGCUGACAGACAGAUGGACAGCGCCAUCUUGUGGGGCUCUUACAGUAGUGACAAAGUAAACAGUGGACAGGAGAAGCACAAAAGAGUUCAAUUCUUUUUUUUAAAGGUAGGGUCUGGAGGAUUUUCCAGUUGCUGUUUGUAAACACACAUUCAAAUUUGGCCCCUCCUAUCAGGCUCAACUCUCCCGGGUGUACGGAGCCCGGAGGUACGGAAGAAGGCUUCACAGAAGAGGUUCAGGCAAGGCUCGCACUGGUGCACGUUCGGACACGCUCGGGCACGGCACCUGCGCUCUCUCACUGGCUGGAGAAAUCUCUGCCCAGAAGCGGUCCGAGCUCACAAAAACAUCAAAAUACAGUUAAAGGGCAGGAGCUCUGCAAACAGAGUCACCACCACACAUGAGUAGAAGCCCAUCGGUGAUGAUUAAGCAGGAUUUCAUUUGUAUAUGUCUAUAUUUUGUUUAGUUUGAAAAUCCUCCAGAUCCUACCUUUAACAGAAAAAAUGCUAAUUUAUUUUUGAUCCAUAUGUUCGUUUUAUUUCUGUUUUAUUAAAGAACUCUAUUUUUUUGUAGCUUUUCAUUUAUAACUUAAAGUAUACUUUUUUUUACAUAAGUGUAAAUUCAAGUUGCCAACUCUUACCUUGUCAAAAUAGAUGCCAAGUGUGCAUUUAGCUGUCACCUAGCUUACCUCCACUUUUGUGUCCGAAGUCUUAACCCCAUCUACACUGGAUGUAUUUAUUUGACAGUCAUCUGACAUCUGACAAGCAUUUUUUUUGUACACUUAAAGUCAAAAUUUUAACACAAAUGUAUUUGUGAUAGUUUUAUUUGAUCUUCUAUUCAUUUGGCAGACAUUUUAUUUUAGGGUAUUUACAAAGUUGUCACUCCUCCCUUUGUAUCUCUAUCUCUAAGGCCUGUCUGAUAAUACUGAUCUGUGUUGACUAUAUUGGCAGAGAGCAGUUUAUACCCUAUACCUUUCUUAAUAUACAUUUAUCAUGGUCACAUGUUUCCCCAAAUGUUUUCUCAUUCUUUUUUUUGGGGGGGGGGGGGGUAUUUAUUUGGUUCGAAUUUUUCAAACCUUUGAAAAUAGUUCGUGUGUAAAGCUUUUCAUAUGUUUGAUGCAUUCUUUAACUUUCUGGUUCUUAGCAAAUGAAGAGCUAACAUUUCUUUGUCUUUCUCAAAUUUUUUUUUUUACUACAGGAACUUUUAUAGAGCACUUGUAUUUAUUUGUUUUGUCAAGCUAAUUUCUGUAUUAAAACCAUUGAGUUGCAAUGCUUUCUCCUCCAGUGGCUCUACUGUAUCCAUGAUUUUGGGAUUUGAAGGGGGUUUUGAAUUCCGGUACGAAUCCAUUUCUGAGUGGCAGGAUGUUUUUAUGCUUGUAAUCCACUGUUUCCUGAUGCAUAUCAUGUCAAACUAAUAUCCAGACAGCUAAAGUGGUACUUGACAGAAAAGGUUUGCAUUAGUUUAUGUUUUUCUCAUUGUCAACAAAUCCUGUCAAAAGACCAAACACUGCAGUGUAUUAGUCUGUCUUCCUACACUUCCUGAUCUGGUUUGUGGCACUCAGCCCCAAGCACUUUGGUUUCCGCUGAGGUUUUAAGUUAAAAAGUAAACAAAGCUUAGUGAUUUCUUGAAACAGCUGGGCGCUGCAGUUUUUUCACAUUUCUCAGCCAGGAGUAAACAAUGGUUUUGUUGGGGAAUAUUUGCAGAAGCGUGAUAAUUCAUAUUUGGUGCUCUAGUUGGUAUUUGGGGCAGCAGGACAUCUGUACAUCUGGGUCAAAAUAAACUACAUUGUGUGUGUUCAUGUUAAAGAAGGAGCAUUUCACCCAGUGCAACAGUGUGAUUCAUUAAUGUGUUUUUUAAAUUUUUUGGACAGCAGUGGAGCUCUCUGGCACAGAGGAAGAAUAAAUAUCAAGCUUUGGUACACACACAAUACUUGUCAGGACAUACGAUCACUGUUGGUUUGGUCUUAUCAUGGGAUUUGAUGACAAUAAGUAAGAUGGAGAAUAUCGUCAGCCUUAUUUAAUCCAGAUACUGAUUUAAAACCACACUGGACACUCUGUGCAGAUUGUUGCACUAACUGUAUCCCAUUAUUUAAGAAUGUAAAUGUUUAAUUUAAUUUAUCUGUGAAGCUGCUGAUGGAUUUUAAGUAAUUUUCUCAGUAAUUCAUUAAGAAUCUUGUCUGCUGUCAUAAGUACUGGAAUCACAUUAUAUGCAGAUGAUAUUAACCUGUACAUUAAAGUUUGAAUCAAAAGACACUGAUCAAAAUCACACCAUUAAAAGCAUUCUACUCCAAUGUC